CAUUUAUAGUAAAUUUAUUUGCAAUCUAAAAUUAUUCAUCACACAGUAUACGGUAUGUGAAACCUCCUGAGGAAUUUAAAUUAAAGAAAAAUGGCUUAGGUUUUAUUCAUGGAGAACAGCCCAGACCACUUCAUCCGCCGUCAUGCAAAAAGCCUGGCUGCUCGUAUUGCUGCUCGCCGCUUGGGGCGCGUCUACAGAACCAAGAAAAAUUCAGCAGGAGGAACAACUUCAGGCAACAUCAAGAGAAACUUUGUUGCAUGAAAUACCUGAAGAAUUUAGUGAUGCUGAAAUUGCAUUAGAAAAAUCAAAAGCGAGAAGUGUUAGUGAAAAAUUAAAUAUAGGUUCCCAUGAUUUCUUCAUGCGGACUUUUGACGAGCAUGCCGGAUCUGAAAGUGAGAAUUAUGAUGGAAAAACUAUUGAAAAUUUAGAUAAAAGUUUACUGAAACAAAAAAUCGAUCAAAAAACGGUAGAUGAGAUUAAGAAAGCUCAAGCCAAUCGCCUAGAGCGCGAUAUAGAUGAUUCGUCCGAAUUAAGUCCAUUGGCAGAUAUGAACGAAUUGUUGAAUAAAAUCCAAUCCACCAUUAAUUUCAACGGAAAAGUCACGAUUCCAACCCCACACCAAAUUGAAGUACAGAACGAAAUAACUGCUUCGUCACAAGCCGAUGACUUCACGACGUCUCCGGCAUUCCAACGAAGAGAAACCGACGCCGGCAGCGUCAGGGCUGUGAAGACAACUGAAAAGUCAACUUUUACUAGUGACACUCAUUCAACAAAGUCAACUCGGUCUAGUGAGUCCCAGUCAACAAAGUCAACUCGCUCUAGUGAGUCCCGGUCAACAAAGUCAACUCGGUCUAGUGACUUACAGCUAGAAGCCACUUCUGUCCCUAAAACCGAUGAUAUCAUGUGUAGAUUUGGGAUUGAUUUUGGCCGAAAACUGUCAUUUUCGGACGGAACUUUCUCUCGCGCUACGUGCUGCUACUGCUACCUUUUCAUCUCAGAGCACCGUAGGCGUUAUAUGCUCAGAGUAAACCGCGCUGCUCACACCUUCCUCUUCAAUAACAGAUCGAUGGAACCCUUUGACCCGAGUAACAAUGUGACCUGGCCAGCCGUGCGAGCUUCUCUCAUAGAUGAUCUGGAGGCCGACAAACUUGAAAGUUGCUGCGCCGAGGCUGUGAAUUGCUGCUCUUUGAUUACCCAAGCUGAGAAUGUCGAGGGCUCGUGCCCAGCUACGUGGGACGGCUGGAGCUGCCAGGCCACGGCGGUGCCCUCAGAUACCCUCGUGCCCGUGCGCUGCCCCGUGCACGCAUACACUGGAUACCCGGAGUGCUACCUUUAUGGAGAGAAAAAAUGUGAAGGCAAUGGAUCAUGGUUCAUGCAAGGGGCGUACGAGUAUACAAACUACCAAGGCUGUUCCAUGGAGAAGUUCCACUCCAUGAACUAUUACUGGGAGAUCGUCGUGAACGCUAUAUCGCUGGUGGCCCUAUCGCCUGCCCUCUUGGUGCUGCUAUGCUACAAGAAGUUGCACCAACACCGCUUCUAUAUGGUCUUCAAUUUGCUACUGGCGUUAUUUCUCCGAAGUUUAUUACAAAUCCUGGAGCUGGCGAUCAUCAAAAUACCCGAAAAUCUCAAUAUAUCAACGAUACUGGAAGAUAACGCGGCCGGCUGCAAGGUGCUGGUGAGUCUUCGGAAGGCGGCGCUGCUCUCGGUCUGGUCGUGGAUGCUGGCCGAGAGUGUCUUCCUCUACCGCCUCAUCGCCCGAGCCUUCCAGACUGUCAGGAGUGUCAAGAUAUACGUUAUCUGCGCCUGGGGAGGCGCCAUUAUUUUGACGGCUGUGUGGGCAACUUGCCGGGCGUUGCUGGAAAACUAUCAGUGCUGGCUGGGCGACCACAAGGGGGACCCUUAUAAACUGCACCUCAUCACCGACAUCCCGGUGCUGCUCUCCCUUCUAGUGAGCGUGGGGCUGUUGGUGCACAUGGUUUGCAUCCUGCACAUGCAACUGAGAGGCCGCCACGACAGCGAACAAGAGGCCAAAAAGAAAGUGGCUAAGGCGACGUUGUUCUUGGUGCCAGUUUUCGGCGUUCAGUUCUUACUGACAUCCGUGGCACCUACGAACGUAUCUUGCGUGGGUCUUCAGGCAUAUUUAUUUAUUGCCUACGCCUUGACUGGGCUACAAGGAUUGCUUGCUUCGGUGCUCUACUGCUUCUCCAACAGAGAUGUAAAGCUUCAACUCAGAGGUACGUGGGAACAGCUUCUCUCUACCUGUUGUCCUCGAUUUAUCCGAGACGGACGCAGACCCGGUGACAGCAGCGUCGCUGAGCCUCAGACCAACUUCAGUACAGUCAACUCCGACACCGACGCGGCAACCGGUGACCGUCCGGCUGACGUCAUGGAACUCGAACCUUUGAACAGGAAGCCUUAAGAUGUUCAGUACAGUCAAGUACUUACGCUCUAUUUUCUUGUCUAUCAUUGGUGGAUUUUGAUUGA
Messenger RNA from Hyalella azteca, 2484 nucleotides. RefSeq names its product calcitonin receptor. Gene Ontology annotation, cellular component: plasma membrane. The transcript is spliced from 12 exons. NCBI's taxonomy places the organism in Eukaryota, Metazoa, Arthropoda, Malacostraca, Amphipoda, Hyalellidae. Gene Ontology annotation, biological process: adenylate cyclase-modulating G protein-coupled receptor signaling pathway; cell surface receptor signaling pathway. Gene Ontology annotation, molecular function: G protein-coupled peptide receptor activity. Bases 143 to 2419 code for a protein of 758 amino acids. The record is from RefSeq and is a predicted model, not a curated record.